Messenger RNA from Neospora caninum, 1389 nucleotides. RefSeq names its product putative ATPase, AAA family domain-containing protein. The transcript has 5 exons. NCBI's taxonomy places the organism in Eukaryota, Apicomplexa, Conoidasida, Eucoccidiorida, Sarcocystidae. Gene Ontology annotation, molecular function: ATP binding; ATP-dependent peptidase activity; ATP hydrolysis activity. Gene Ontology annotation, biological process: proteolysis. The record is from RefSeq and is a predicted model, not a curated record. The coding region runs from base 1 to 1389 and encodes 462 amino acids. Gene Ontology annotation, cellular component: chloroplast thylakoid.
AUGCACAUAUAUGCAUGCAUAUAUACAGCUGGGCGCUACUACAAUUUGCUUCCGCCAGUGCCGCCGAGCGUGUGGGGCAGAGAGAGAAGACGAGAGCCGCCUUCUUUCUCGCGCGUCACCUUUGCCGACGUGGCGGGCCAUGGCGAAGCGAAGAAACAACUCAGGCAGGUGAUUCAGUUCCUCCGCUCGCCUCAGGCGUUUGACGCGCUCGGCGCCAGAGCCCCGCGAGGCAUCUUGCUCGAAGGCCCAACCGGAACAGGCAAAACGCUGCUGGCCCGAGCAGUCGCUGGCGAGUCUUCCGUUCCCUUUUUGUCGAUUAGCGGAGGCUCCUUUGUGGAGCUUUACGUGGGGCAAGGCGCUGCGCGCGUUAGGGCACUUUUCGAGGCGGCGAAGGCCCAGGCGCCUUGCGUCGUCUUCAUCGACGAAUUCGACGCGAUCGCCCUGGACCGAAAAGAGUGCAUCGGUGAGCGGGAACAGAAAAACAAAGGAAAGCAGGGAAGGAAGAGAGAGAAGGAGGAUAAGGAACAGGGCGAAGAGAAAGCGGAAAUGAGGCUGGACGGCAUGGAGCGACCGAGCGGCGGCGGGCUCCACAGCGCAGGCCUUCGGGGUGCACGAGGAAGUGAUCCAACCCUGGAAAAAGCGUCUUUCGCCGCUUCAGAAGCGUCCGCGUGCGCUCCGUCCUACGAGAAGGAGACGACGCCCGCGUCAUUUCUCGCCUCCCUCAAGCGCGCGCUCGCCUUCCCUCUGUUCUUCCCGUUCCUCCAUCGCUCGGCAACGCCCAGAGGAUCCUCAGACGCGCGUGGAAACUGCGAGGCGCCCUCGCCAUCCCAGGAUUCGCCCUCUGCGUUGCCUCCUCCGAUUGUCGUCCUGGCAGCCACCAAUCGUGUCGCAGCUCUGGACGAAGCUGUCAAGCGACCGGGCCGAUUCGACAUAAUCGUGCGCAUCGAUCUGCCCUCAGAAGGCGAAAGGUUCCAAGCGCUGAAGCUGCACAGCGCGCCGCUGGUGGUCUCGGCCUCAGUGGAUUUCCACGCGCUCGCGCACAGCACGAGCGGGUUUUCCGGCGCGGAGUUGGAAGGACUGUGCAACGAGGCGGCGCUGGGAGCCUCGAGGGAAGGACGGGUCGCCGUCGGCGCCGAGGACUUCGCUGCCGCUCUGGAGACUUUCCAGCGAAGGAAAGGCAGAACUCCACGCAGGCGAGACGCUGCGCGGCAGAGACAGCAAGUCGCAAACCACAGACAGGGUGGUGCAACCGAUCCCCGAGAAGAAAGAGACGACAAAGAAGAAUGUGAGCGCCGUGAGAAGGAGACAGAGCUGCUCGAUCUGGUGCGUGCGUGGGUGCGUGCGGUCGGCGAAAGGGAUUCAACAUGCGACGCAAAUCCGAGGGCAUAG